Molecule: messenger RNA, 1440 nt
Organism: Penaeus vannamei (Pacific white shrimp)
Lineage: Eukaryota; Metazoa; Arthropoda; Malacostraca; Decapoda; Penaeidae
Source: RefSeq, a predicted model, not a curated record
CCGCGAGAAAGGAAGGACGAGGAGGAGGAGGAGGAGGAGGAGGUGUCCCCGCGGCCCGAGCAGAGGAACCUCACUUCCUCUCCUCAUUCACUCCCUCACAACCCUCACGCGCCCGCACGCACCCCACACAGGUGACGAGAACCAGGGCAAAUGUGAUGAGAGUGUGAUGAUAAGCUUCCCGUGGAGAAUCAGAGCCGAAUUUGGGAGAUUUAAUUGAGUUUGUGGUUAGUGAUUCGAGGGAGAAACUUGACCACAACAAAUCAUGUCGACACAGCGAGCGCUCUCCCUCUAGGUGCUCAGCGGCUGAUCUGCCUUAUUUGCGGGAUUCUAAAGGUGUUUGUGACUUAUUCCGCGAGUUCUUUGAGGACAAACUAAGGGAUGUUUGUUUUGAAGUGUGGUCUGGUGGGUUUGUGAACACAACCAUAAUGCAGGAUGGAUGUAGAUGAGCACCAGGAUGAGUCAUCUGAGCAAUAUGACGAGAUGUCGUCUGAAGAGAGCACCCACAAGGCGUGCUCUGCUGAGCGCAACCAGCAGUCGUCACCUUUCUCAGAGAGUAAGGUCUUUCGGUUAAGCCCAAUAGAGUUUGACAGUGACAGUGGGGCAGAUGGCGAGGAUUUUCCGUCGUCAGGCAGAAAUGGGCUCGACCACCUUAAGGGCAUUAAUAAGGAGGAGGAGGAGGAGGAAGAAGAGAAAAGGGAAAAGUUUGAAGCUGCCACAGAUAUUUCGUUCCUAAAAGAUAAAUCUCUCACAGCAUCACCCACCAGAAACUUCAAAAGUUCCUAUGCUAAGUCUCUGGCAGACUCCUACAGACGGGCAAGCCUGCCUGUGGUGGUGGGCUCCCCCAAGGGGCAGUUUUAUUUCAAGAAUGAUGAAUUCCUUAGUCUGAAUGCUAGGCCUGCAAGACUCUCAGGGUUCGGUCAAGACAAGUACGUGAGCCUAAAUACCAGUUCAACCAGGUCUCCUUCACUGCCUGGCUUUGAGCCUCUUUCACUUCCAACAAUACUUGAUGUGGUGCCAGAACCUCAGGAAUUGCAGCAGGAGGUGAGAGAAUCUAAAUCUACAACCAGGAAUCUCUACAGUCAGCUACUUAAUGAAGAGGAAGUUUUCGUGCCAUACGAGCGGCUACAAAAGUUCUGUGAGGAAGGAGGAAGCAACUUCUCCCUCCAAGACUGGCACAGCUUGGGCUCCCUCAUAACCAGUGACGGAAGAAAACUUGUGAAACUCUCUGAUUUUCAAGAAAGAGUGAAGAAGCACAAGCCUUCAAAGUUAAUUGAAAAUGGUUAUCCAAAUGUGAAUGGGGGUGAAAAAGAUGCACAGGUUGAAGGCCUCCGCUUGGAGAGAGGGCAGCUAGAAGGCCGUAUAGAACAGCUGUGUGAUGUGCUCGCAGAACGAGAUAAUACAGUGCAACGGUUGGAAGAGGAUUUGUUACGCAUCAGAAUG